Lathyrus oleraceus (garden pea) is the source of this 2736-nucleotide messenger RNA. RefSeq lists its product as uncharacterized. The record is from RefSeq and is a predicted model, not a curated record. The coding region runs from base 1 to 2736 and encodes 911 amino acids. The transcript is spliced from 5 exons. NCBI's taxonomy places the organism in Eukaryota, Viridiplantae, Streptophyta, Magnoliopsida, Fabales, Fabaceae.
AUGAGUCAACUUGAACAAGAAAACCAAGAGCUCAGGGAGGAAGUAAUCACCUUGAAAUACAGUUUGGAAAGGCUUACUGCUAUGAUGGACACUUUGGUGGCUGCUCAGAAUCAGUCAUCGAACAAUUCUCAAGAUCCAUUGCAACGAACAUCAAUCUCUGAGAACGUCUCAACACCCAUUCCAGUGGCGGCCGUCAAUGAUCAACCAUAUCACAUGGCACCUGUUUUCCCUUGGGGCAUGCCUCACGGUUAUAUGCCAACAGGAUACCGCCCUCAAAAUGUUGAAGCUCCAGUAGUGACUGCUGUGAUGUUUGUACCUCCUCCUGUGCUGCAUACAACUCCUUAUAAUGAAGAAAACAUUUUUCACGCUACUCCAAGUGAAGUUGUGGGAGUAGAUGAAAGGCUAGAGGGAUCUCAAGAUCAGUUCUUAGAAAUGCAAAGGGAAAUCAACGCUCUUCGAGAGAAAGAGAUAACUAAAAUCUUUUUGAAAACUCUGAGUUCAUUCUACUAUGACCGCAUGAUCGCCGGUGCACCCAGUGAUUUCACCGAGAUGGUAAACAUGGGCAUGCGACUUGAGGAAACAGUCCGAGAGGGACGUUUGACUAAGGAAGUCGGCGCUUCUAGUCAUGUUAAGAAAUUCUCCAAUAAUUUCUCCAAAAAGAAAGAAUCAGAUCAACAACAACAUGUUCAGCAACAACCACCAAAUCAACAGCAUCAACAGCCUCUACAACAGGCUCGCUCUCAAUUCAACAGUCAAAAUCGUAUUCAAAAAAGGCCACAGUUUGAUCCUAUCCCAAUGUCCUAUGCAGAAUUGUUUCCUGCACUGCUAGCUAAAAAUCAUGUCCAGACAAGGUCUCCACCACCUGUGCCAAAGGACCUUCCCUAUUGGUACAAGGCAUAUCGAUUUUGUGCUUACCAUCGAGGGGCACCAGGACAUAGCGUUGAAAAUUGUUUUGGUCUAAAGUCAGAUGUUCAGAGGCUCAUAAAGAGUGGUAUCCUUUCAUUUAAGGACGUAAACCCCAAUGUUCAAGUUAAUCCUCUACUGCAACAUGGUUCAGCCUCAAUUAACAUGGUAUAUGGUUGCCCGGGAAGUUUCCGGAUCCAUGAUGUACGAUUAUUGGGAGAGAGCUUAGUAAAGAAACAUGCCAGAUAUAGCAAGAAUGGUUUUGUGCCUCCACAUAACUAUGCCAAUUGUAGGGUUUGUUCUAGGAACUCUCAAGGAUGCCUAACUGUUGUAACGGAUCUCCAGGAUCAAAUGGAUCAAGGUUACAUUGAAGCCUACCGAGACAGAGAUUAUAAUCAAGUCAAUAUGGUCAAUAGUGACAACAAAAUGAAUGUCAUAGUUCCUCAGUUCAACGACUCUGAGCCUAUACAAAUUACUUAUGACAGUCGGAAGACUUCUGUGACUCCUCUGGUCAUUAACUUACUGGGCCCAGUUCCCUACCAAUAUGAUAAAGUUGUGCCUUACAAGUACAAUGCUACAAUGAUUGAGAAUGGAAAUGAUGUCCCUCUACCCUCCAUUGUUAACAUCGGUGAUGUAAGCAGAGUCACAAGGAGUGGGCGUAUAUUUGCAAAAAGGACUGAGGAUGUCGCGGCAGAAAAGAAGGCUCAUGUUGAGAUCCCUUUUGAACCGGUUGGCCAAUCUGAUAACAUGAAUCUGAAAAGUGAUGAUGAUGAGGCUCACCGUGAAGCUUUGCAGAAAGUCUUAGAACAAGCUUAUGUAGACCAUGAUGUGACGGUUGGACAAUUUGAUGGUAUCGUCACUAACAUCACGUCCUGCAACAACUUGAGUUUCAGUAAUGAAGAUCUCCCUGAAGAAGGAAGAAAUCAUAACAUGGCACUAAAUAUCUCAAUCAACUGUAUGAAUGACUCUUUGUCAAGUGUGUUAGUUGAUACAAGAUCGUCUCUCAAUGUCAUGCCGAAGUCGACACUUUCCAUACUUUCUUUUCAAGGUGCUUAUAUGAGGAGUAGCGGGAUUAUUGUCAAAGCUUUUGAUGGUUCCAGAAAAACAGUCAUUGGAGAAGUUAACCUUCCUAUGACCAUCGGACCUCAUACUUUCCAGAUAACAUUCCAAGCGAUGGACAUAGAAGUUGCGUAUAGUUGUUUAUUGGGUCGGCCUUGGAUCCAUGAAGCUGGGGCAGUCACUUCCACUCUGCAUCAGAAGCUUAAAUUUGUGAAGAACGGGAAGCUAGUGACAGCCUGUGGGGAGAAAACACUGGUUGUGAGCCACUUAUCAUCUUUCUCUUAUCUUGAACCUGAAGAAUAUGUUGGAACUCAAUUCCAAGCCCUUUCUUUGAUUGACAAAUAUAUCAAGAGAGGAGUAUCCAUCUCUUCAUUCAAGGAUGCACAACGGCUAGUCAAUGAUGGAUUUUCUCCUACUUCCAAGAAGAUUGCAGAAGGAAGUAGUUCUGUUCGUUCAAUCAAAGAAACUUUCCAUAGUGGAGGGUUCAUUAAACCAGAAGUUAGUGUCGUCACUGAGGAUAAUGAUUCAACAUGGGAACCCUACUGCGAUGAUCCUGAAUAUGAUCUUGAGGCGGAAGAUGCAUAUGUGCCUUUAUACUUUCCUCAUCAUAGAGAACUUGAAUACAUCCCGAGGUCAGAAGACGAAGCAGCUGAAGCCAAUGCCAUUAUGGAAGACAAUCCUAAAGAUGUUCCGACCGACUUCAUAGAUCACAGAGUAAUUCGCCAAAACUGGACUUAUGUUGAUGUUCCUGUUGUUGUUCACAUUUCAAAGUAA